This is a messenger RNA of Penicillium soppii, 1017 nucleotides long. RefSeq lists its product as uncharacterized. The coding region runs from base 1 to 1017 and encodes 338 amino acids. The record is from RefSeq and is a predicted model, not a curated record. Lineage: Eukaryota; Fungi; Ascomycota; Eurotiomycetes; Eurotiales; Aspergillaceae. The transcript has 8 exons.
AUGGCACGCCUAGACCAGGGACAAGUGGUUGCUUGGUAUGUGUGCACAGUGGCAGCAUGCGCCUUCCUGGUCUGUCGCCUUGUGGUCCGAGUGCGGCUUCUGAAACGACUUUACCUCGACGACCUGUUCGUUUCUCUGGCUGCCUUGUGUCUAAUCGGAGACCUGGCGAUCCAGCAUUAUAUGUUUAACCAAGGCAUGUCUGAAAUGGCGAAGUCGACUGUGGAUGAACAGAUCAAUAUGAUGAAGAUGAUCAUCCCGGGAUCCACAUUAUACGUCACUUCGCUUUGGCUGAUCAAGUCCAGCAUGGUGAUCUUCUACAAGCGCCUGGCAGAUCGCACCCAGUAUCAGAUUGUGUAUAACAUCACACUUGGUUUCUUGGCUGCGACGUGGCUAGUGCUGUUUUUUGAUAUUGUUUUCAAGUGCUAUCCGGUUCAGCGGCAGUGGGAGGCGUUAAGAAAUCCUAAAUUGACAUGCCCCCCAGGACCAUCAACAGUGAAUUACUGGCUCACGAUUCUCUUCAACAUCUUCAGUGAUGUCUUCAUCAUCUGCCUUCCCAUUACGCAAGUUGCGAGACUCAAGAUGCCUAAGAAACAAAAGUGGGGUGUCAUCUCCGUCUUUCUCCUGGGUAUCCUUGUAGUCAUCACCAGCAUCAUCCGAGCAAUCUACUCCUACCGCAACGAACAAAUGAUCACUUGUACCGUCUCCAUGAUCGAAACCGCCAUCGCCAUCAUCGCGUCCUGUCUCCCCGUUCUCCGCACCCUAGUAUUCGGCUCGCACUCUCGCACGGGAACCUACAGCGGCCACCGCGGUUACGAGCUCUCGCACUCUGGCAUACAUACUGGCGGCGCCAGCAAGCAGCGCACCACCGUCUCCACCUCACAGAGUCAGGUUGACCGCGGCGUAGAUGACAUCUCGUUUAAUGACUCCGAGGACGGAUUAGUGAAGGAUACGGUGCAGGUUUCCGGACCAGGGAUUGCCGUCAGACAUGAGUAUUUCGUGCAUCAGGAUCCUGCAUAA